Molecule: messenger RNA, 360 nt
Organism: Bipolaris zeicola 26-R-13
Lineage: Eukaryota; Fungi; Ascomycota; Dothideomycetes; Pleosporales; Pleosporaceae
Exons: 4
Coding region: 1-360 (119 amino acids)
Biological process (GO): protein folding
Cellular component (GO): cytoplasm; prefoldin complex
Molecular function (GO): protein folding chaperone
Source: RefSeq, a predicted model, not a curated record
AUGACGUCUCAAGCACAGCUGAAGAAGCAACAAGAGCUCCAAACAACGUACCAGAAUUACAAAAACACGUUACAAACCAUUGCCUCCAAAAUCGGGGAUAUUGAGCAAGAAUCCGAAGAGCACAAACUCGUACUCGAGACGCUGCAGCCGCUUUCGGGAGACCGGAAAUGCUUCCGCAUGAUCAACGGCGUCUUAACUGAGCGGACGGUCAAGGAGGUGGUGCCUAUUCUGCAGACUAACUCGGAGGGCCUGAAGAAGGCGCUAGAAGAGCUAGUCAAGCAGUACAAGUCGAAGCAGGAUGAGAUGGAAAAAUGGAAGAAGAAGAACAACAUUCAGGUUGUUCAGCAGCCUGGACAGUAG